Molecule: messenger RNA, 601 nt
Organism: Biomphalaria glabrata
Lineage: Eukaryota; Metazoa; Mollusca; Gastropoda; Planorbidae
Exons: 3
Coding region: 36-476 (146 amino acids)
Source: RefSeq, a predicted model, not a curated record
GUGUAGUGAGAUCUGGGAAAUCCCCGGUCUCAACAAUGAAGUUGUAUCAGUCAUACGAAAUAUGCAACUUGAUUGCUGGCUUUACGAUCCUGUCUUCUGGUAAUACGUCUGUGUGUAUGUGGCGCUCUCAGCUCGGUUAUCUGAACUACACUCAAACAAGAGAUCAAUGUCUCGCAAAGAGAGCGAAUCUCUUCACGGUAAAAGAUGUGGGCAAGCUUAACAUAGCCAAAUUAAUAAACGUCGACUUCUAUAUAGGACUUGAGGACAUUGGAAGGAAUCGCACUUUUUUCUGGACCGAUGACAUGUCUGUGCUUGAUGAAUCUUUAAAGCUUCAGAUCUUUAAUAAAGGUGAACCCAAUAACUAUGCUGGUAAUGAGUACUGUGUCCAGUAUGCUGGUGCAUUUGGAAAGGUUCGUGACGUACCCUGUAACUGGACUGCAAAUGUCGUCUGCGAAAACAACUGUUUCCGUUUUUAGUCAUCUCUAUGUAAAUAAUAUUUCUUCUAUGCACGUUGUUAUCUGGAAUUAGAAAGUAAAGAAAACAAAAUAUGCACACACACCUCAACCUAUUUAGUUUGAUAGCCUGCUACCAUUGAAAGAGA